CCUAAAGUAGGGUUUGUAUUUCCCCUGCCCCCACCAGCCUUACACUCUCUCUUCUCUUCUCUUCUCUUCUCCGCAGAAGAGAGGGAAAAUCAACGAAACCUGCCCUUCUCCACCAAUCCCUUCUUCUCUUCUUUCUAUUAAAUCAAUCCUUUUCUCUCUCUAAAAACAUAUAAGUUUAUUUUUUUUUCCUUAAAUAUCUAUUCUAUAUAUAUUUGUAUACGCAUAGAAGGAGUCUUAUCUUCAUUCUGCGGUGUUAUCGUAGCUGAAUCUAGGCUUUCUUCUGCUUCUUCUUUUGUGUUUGAUUGGACGGUGGAGAUUUUAUCUGGGAGUGAAAGAUCGAGGUAUGCAGCAAGGUGAUCAGACGGCGUUGAGCUUGAGGCCUGGUGGUGGUCGAGGGAGCAGACUCUUCAAUCCACGCGUGGAGUCCUCCUCUUCUAAUUCCUCAUCUUCUUCUGGUUUUUCUUCUUCUAUCGCUUUUGGUGAUCUCCCUCUCUUUCGUCCUCAUGGUGGUGCUCCUCUAAAGACUGGAGACUCACGAUUUGAGGUUCAUGAUCGAGUGCAGUACACAAGAGACCAGCUGCUGCAACUUAGAGAGGCUAUUGUGAUCUAUGAUGAGAUUUUAAAAAUCAAACGAGAAAUUGAAGCUGAGCUUUUUGGUGAGGAUCAAAGCUGGAGUCGUGGAGAAAUCAAUCCACCAAAUCAGUCUCAGAGUCGUUAUUCAGAGACAGACAAUCGUGACUGGCGUGGUCGUUCUGCACAAUUUUCUACAUCUGCAGAGGAGAGGUCCUGGGAUUCCCUUCGAGAAAACAAAGACUUUGCUGGGCAAUAUGACUCCAGGCAGCCAGAUGCAAGUCAAUUUAAGCGUCAGGACCAACUCAAUUCCCAAUUUGCAAGAGCACAAAUCUCUUCCAAUCAAUUGGGGGGUCCUGCUCCAGCUUUGGUCAAGGCUGAGGUGCCAUGGUCAGCUAGAAGGGGGAAUCUUUCUGAGAAGGAACGUGUCUUGAAGACUGUAAAAGGUAUAUUGAACAAGCUUACCCCUGAGAAGUUUGAUCUUCUCAAGGGUCAACUCAUUGAUUCUGGCAUUACAUCUGCUGAUAUCUUAAAGGGUGUGAUACAGCUUAUUUUUGAGAAGUCUGUUCUGGAGCCCACAUUUUGUCCCAUGUAUGCUCAGCUGUGCUCUGAUCUAAAUGAAAAGCUUCCCCCAUUCCCAUCUGAUGAGCCAGGUGGCAAGGAAAUCACAUUCAAGCGAGUUCUCCUGAAUAUCUGCCAGGAGGCAUUUGAGGGUGCUGAUAAACAGUGGGAGGAAGUUUGGCAGAUGACAGCUCCAGAGCAAGAGCUUGAACGCAGGGACAAGGAAAGAUUGGUCAAGCUUCGUACCCUUGGAAACAUCCGUUUGAUUGGAGAACUUUUGAAGCAGAAGAUGGUUCCUGGGAAGAUUGUUCAUCACAUUGUUAAGGAGCUUUUGGGACCUGAUACCAAAAUUUGUCCUGCUGAAGAAAAUGUUGAGGCCAUAUGUCAGAUCUUUAACACCAUUGGGAAGCAGCUUGAUGACAACACAAAGUCGCAGCGUAUAAAUGAUACAUACUUCCUUCGAUUGAAGGAAUUGUCAGCAAACCCUCAGCUGGCUCCACGACUGAGGUUCAUGAUACGUGAUGUUCUUGAACUGCGGGGAAAUAACUGGAUUCCUAGACGUGAAGAGGUCAAAGCCAAAACCAUCACUGAGAUACAUUCUGAGGCCGAGAAAAAUCUUGGAUUGCGUCCAGGUGCUACUUCAAUCAUUAGAAAUAAUCGUGGUGUUAUUUCGGCUGCUCCAGGUGCUGCUGGUCCUGGGGGCUUUUCCAUUAACCGACCUGGAGCAGGGGGUAUGAUGCCUGGUAUGCCAGGAACUAGGAGGAUGCCUGGGAUGCCUGGAAUUGAUAAUGAUAAUUGGGAGGUACCCAGGACCCGCUCGAUGCAGCCUUCAGGACGUGUGCCAUCACUAAUGUACAAUAUGUCAACAUCUCUUAACACGAGGCUGUUACCUCAGGGUAGUGGUGGCUUUAUAGGUGGAAAGAGUAGUGCCCUCUUGCAAGGAAGUACUGGCCCUUCUCCUCGCCCCUACAGUUUUGGUUUGAGUAAUGAGCUUCCUUCUCAAGUCUCUGUACCUAGUAAACCUUCACCUGCUCCCUAUGUGCCUCCCAUUGUUGAGAAACCGUCGGCUUCAGCUGCAAGAUUAAAUCCUGAGGAACUUAGGAAGAAAACAGAGUUACUUUUGAAGGAAUAUUUCAAUGCACAGCUUCUGGAUGAGGCUUUGCAGUGUGUGGAGGAACUGAAGUCUCCAGCCUACCAUUGUGAAGUUGUCAAGGAAGCCAUUUCCCUUGCCUUGGAGGAAAAUCCACCUUGUGUUGAACUAGUCGCAAAGCUUUUGGAAUAUUUGUUGACCAAGAAGGUUCUCACAGCUAGAGACAUAGGGACUGGGUGUUUGCUCUAUGGUUCUUUGUUGGAUGAUAUUGGUAUUGAUUUGCCAAAAGCACCUAACAAUUUCGGUGAAGUUAUUGGGAAACUAGUUUUGGCUGGGGGAUUGGACUUCAAAGUGGUGACAGAGGUCCUUAAGAAGAUGGAAGAUGAUAGGUAUCAGAAAGCUGUAUUUGAUGCAGCAAUGAGGACUGUUAGUUAUAGUCCAAAUGCGCAAGUUCUAUUAGAUUCACAGGCAUCUGAUAUUGAGGCCUGCAAGAGUUUGCUUUCAUAAGCAUAGCAUCUAUUGGGUGAUAUUUGAUCAUCUGUAUCCACUUGAACUUUCGAGCUUUCUUUCACAUCAUAAUGCCCUGUCCAAAGCCUUUUGAUGCUAGCAACUUGCACCAUGUGAUAAGAUAGAGCUGCCAAGAACAGGUCUUUUUUUUUUUUUUGUCAUAUAUUUUCCCCCAAGUUCAUAGCUGUGUGUUAUUGAGCAAAGAAAUUAAACCCAUAAUGCCAUGGAUUUUGUUCUCGAGCGUGGCUAAUUAUGUGCCUAAUUGCUUGAGAAGAGCGGCCCUUUUAAGGGAUCCAGUUGUUUUGUAUUGUUUAGCUUUGAUCAUCUGCAGUUUGUUCACUCAGUAAUUUAGUUUAUUGUUUAAA
Messenger RNA from Hevea brasiliensis (rubber tree), 3093 nucleotides. RefSeq names its product eukaryotic translation initiation factor-like. The transcript is spliced from 9 exons. Gene Ontology annotation, cellular component: eukaryotic translation initiation factor 4F complex. The record is from RefSeq and is a predicted model, not a curated record. Gene Ontology annotation, molecular function: mRNA binding; protein binding; translation initiation factor activity. The coding region runs from base 344 to 2728 and encodes 794 amino acids. Lineage: Eukaryota; Viridiplantae; Streptophyta; Magnoliopsida; Malpighiales; Euphorbiaceae.